UGCUGCGUCUCCCCCCCAUCUGGUUGACACAGCAGGCCACGGGGCCACGCGCCGUUGACGAUUAGGAGAGCUGCGGUGACGAUUAGCGACGAACUGGGAGGGCACACAGUACACACGUGGAGCCUUCAGGGACUGGGCUGCUGAUCUGGAGAGCGCGACGGGGGGAGAGGAGUCGCGCGGCACUUCCGCGGGCGCACAAUUGGUGCGAGCCAGGCGUCCUCGGUUGCCGCGCCGCGUCAAGAGGGGUGGCGUUUGUGCCGCGUCUGCGUUCAACGAAUCAUUGUGGUGACGAAUCACGCAAUAAAUUUUCAGCGAGAAUAUAGGCUCGCACGACAGACAUCUCUCCUUGGCUUUGGUUCGCCUGAUAGGGUGGGCUAUUAGCUGGCUGAAAACGAUGCGCUUGGAGGGAGAAGGAGGCGCUGUGGCCCGCGGAACGAGGACGGCAGGAAAACGGCGGCGGCCCCGCGGGCCAAGCGUCUUGGGACGGGGGGGGGGGGUUGCCCCACGGCCGCGACCAGGCGAAGAGUGGUCGUCGCUGCAAACGGCAACCCGACGGAGGAGACACCCGCAGCAGCUGCAGCAGCAAAGACCACGGGCACGUGUCAUGUCGUCGUCUUCGUCGUCUCCGCCCAAGGCGUCCGUUCUUGCUACCGCUAGGAGCACGGCGUGCUUGCUGCUGGUGGCGGCGGGCAGGGGGGAGGCGGGGCUACUGCGGGUUGGGACGCCCCUGCCGUGGGGGCAGGCGAUGCCGCACCUGGGAUACGUGCGGGACCACGGGGUGAAGCAGUUCGUGUCUCGGUACCGGAAGGUGGAGGGGAUAGAGAACGACGAACUCAAGUGGGGAGACGAGCUGGAAUACGCCAUCCUUAAGGUGGACCACGCCAACAAGCGCGUGAGGAUCUCGACAAGGGCGGCCGACGUGGUCAAGGAGCUCCAAACCAGGGAGGACGAGCACGCGUACCGGUCCGAAGGGUGCCAGUGGAUGCCAGAGUACGGUUCCUGGAUGCUGGAGGGUACCCCCAAGGUGCCGCUGCGGGGCCUCACGACCCACCUCGCUCGCGUCGAGAGGAACAUGCGCCUCAGGAGGAAGAGGCUGCUGGCUACCCUGGCAGACGACGAGAUUUCUCCCACGAUGACGAACUUCCCCCUGUUCGGAGUGGGAGACUUCACCACCCCUCCGGCAGAGGUGGGGGGCCCGACGGCGCAGUCGAAGUUCGUCCCGGAUUCGGUGAUCAACCCGCACCCGAGGUUCGCGGCGCUCACCAAGAACAUCCGGGAGAGGCGAGGGAGGAAGGUGGAUAUCCAGAUUCCGCUGUACAAGGACGAGCGCACGCCGGAGUUUCUGGUCGAGCCCCCGCCAACCGAGGGGACGGAGCCCCCGCCACGACCGACCAUCCACAUGGAUGCCAUGGCGUUCGGGAUGGGCUGCUGCUGUCUGCAGGUCACCUUCCAGGCGAGAGACAUCGAGGAGUCGCGAUACAUGUUCGACCAGCUGGCAGUCGUGAGCCCCAUCAUGCUUGCCCUUAGCGCGGCCACCCCCAUCCACAGAGGCCGCCUCGCCGACACGGACGUGCGGUGGGACACCAUCUCAGCCUCCGUGGACGACCGCACGGAGGAUGAGAUGAGGCCCAAAGAAGAGCCUCUCUUGGGCGAGCUCGACGUCGGGGAGUUCCUGAAAGACGACGAGAAAGCUCCUCGCACGCAGCGGCAGCCGAAAAGCCGGUACGACUCCAUCAGCACCUUCAUAUACAACUGUCGGACGGGCACGGACAGGUGUCGGGUGGUGAACAAGUACAACGACAUUGACUGCCCGGUGGACGAGCCCUCCCGACAGGCGCUGCUCAAGAAGGGGAUAGACUCGGCUUUGUCGAAGCACAUCGCUCACCUGUUCUCUCGGGACCCACUGGUCAUCUUUGAAGGGAGAAUAGAAGAAGUGGACGACGACACGGAGGUGGACCAUUUCGAGAACCUUCAGUCGACGAACUGGCAGACGGUGAGGUGGAAGCCGCCCCCUCCCAGACUUAGCCCGAACGACCCCCACGUCGGCUGGAGAACAGAGUUCCGGAGCCUAGAGAUUCAGCUGACGGACUUCGAGAACGCCGCGUACACCGUGUUCAUCGUCCUUGUCACGAGGGUUAUUCUUGCUCUGGACCUAAACCUCUACAUUCCUCUCUCCAAGGUGGACGAGAAUAUGAGGCGUGCGCACGAGAGAGAUGCAGCGACGAAGGGCAAGUUCUUCUUCCGCAGCAACAUCGACUACGCGCAGUCCCCGGAGGGCGGGGAGGCGGGGGAGAUCUACAGCCCGUGCGACAACGACCCGCAGAGCGGGCUCGAAGAGAUGACCGUGCUCCAGAUCCUGGAGGGGAAGGGUGAUUACCCGGGGUUGAUCCCUCUCGUGCACGCCUACCUGGAGUAUAUCAACGCCGACAGCUCCACGAUCAAAAACGUUGACGCGUACCUGGACCACCUGCGGAAGAGGGCCGCCGGCGAAAUCAUGACCACGGCCGCCUGGCUGCGGAAGUUCGUGACAUCGCACCCGGGUUACGGGAAGGAUUCAGUUGUCACGGACGAGAUUGCCUACGAUCUCGUGCAGGCGUGCCAGGAGAUCGGACUGGGCAAGCGAGCCUGUCCGGAACUGUUGGGGGACAGGACCAUCCGAGAGGUUACCCGGGACGAGGCCUGGGAUGUCGUGCUGGACUCGAGCAAGAUGGAGGUUCAAUACCGCAACCGCCUCAUCAAGAAGUUCGUUAGAAGAGCGGCCGAGAAGCGAAAGGCACGAGAUGCCCAACAGCAAGGAGGCGUGGACGCCGCCCCUGCCGCUUCCACCUCCACCGUUAACGGCGCCCAUCCUGUAAAGGGGGAUGGCGGAGCAGAUGGCAACCUUGCCUCGCCGGCGACGUCGCCAGCCACUUCCGUGUCGGUUGGGAACGCCAACCGAUCGUAGGGACUGCCACUUGCUUUUUUUGGGGGGGGUAGAGUUGAAGCUUCCCCCGUCCCUCCUCUCGAGGACGCGUAUUCAGUGGCCUAACCGCUGAGGCAUGCAAAACAUGACCCCUCCCUUUUGAUUUUGGUGGUUUCGCUUUUGUUUUGGCCGCUUGCUGUUGCCCGCACGAAUGAAGGGGGGGUCUGUCACUUGAGCUACUUGUAGCUGCCUGUGGGCUUUGUUGACGUGCGCUGCCCCUUCCCGCGUCUGUCGGCAUGGCAUCCGCUGGCAUCGCCGGUAGCCAGAAGAUUUCUACGUCCGUCUUUGCCUUGUGUGUCUGUUUACGAUAUUCAACCAGGGGAUGACAAGAACACACCCUUCCGCCGCGGUGCGUGCCCCCAAUAAUCGUUGGUCGCAGCCAGGCAUCAAUGGUUGUUUGUAGAUGCAGCCUGCAGCGUGCACGAUAGGCUCUCGCUCCAACCGCUGGUGACGCCAUGACAUGCGGUCUGCAAUAUUGCGCUUGGGAAUCAGGUCGCCCACGUUGGUCGUGGGAGAGACAAGAACGAAAAUACUGACUGCCACAGGUAGAAAGGCCUUGCACCAUGCAGUAGCCUCCCUUGCACUGCGAAUGAUCCCAAGUUCUUUUCUCUGCUCCUCCUCUCGCGGA
Messenger RNA from Ectocarpus sp. CCAP 1310/34, 3590 nucleotides. The record is from the annotation of a GenBank genome assembly. Lineage: Eukaryota; Phaeophyceae; Ectocarpales; Ectocarpaceae.